Olea europaea var. sylvestris is the source of this 1291-nucleotide messenger RNA. RefSeq names its product superoxide dismutase [Fe], chloroplastic-like. NCBI's taxonomy places the organism in Eukaryota, Viridiplantae, Streptophyta, Magnoliopsida, Lamiales, Oleaceae. Gene Ontology annotation, biological process: superoxide metabolic process. Bases 168 to 1088 code for a protein of 306 amino acids. Gene Ontology annotation, cellular component: chloroplast nucleoid. The transcript has 9 exons. Gene Ontology annotation, molecular function: superoxide dismutase activity; metal ion binding. The record is from RefSeq and is a predicted model, not a curated record.
AUGUCGUAAGGUCACCACACGCUCCGCAGAAAAAUCAUAUUAUUUGUAAUGAGGUCAUAAAACAUGUCUUAAGGUUGCCACACGCUUCGCAGUAAAGAAAGUUGUCACGUGUCUCCCUCUCGCUCUCCUUCUCAUCCGAAAACUUCAGACGGUUCUUGUAAGAUAAGAUGGUGGCAAAUGCAGUAACAGGCAUUGCUGCUCCAUUGAAAUGCGCAUUGUUUCCCUGUCAAGGAUUUCAGGGGUCGACUCGACGCUUGCAGUGGAGAAAAAAUGAGAGACAGUGUGCAAGGAAAGCUGGCCAUGGUGUAAUAACAGCCAAAUUUGACCUAAAACCCCCACCAUACCAACUGGAUGCUUUGGAGCCUCAUAUGAGCCAUGAAACAUUUGAAUACCACUGGGGAAAGCAUCACAGGGCUUAUGUAGACAACCUCAACAAGCAAAUAGCUGGAACAGAACUAGAUGGAAUGACAUUAGAAGACAUAGUAUUUGUUACAUAUAACAAAGGAGAUCUCCUUCCACCCUUCAACAAUGCUGCUCAGGUCUGGAAUCACGAUUUUUUCUGGGAGUCAAUGAAACCAGGUGGUGGAGGAAAACCUUCAGGAGAACUUCUAGAUUUAAUUAACAGAGACUUUGGUUCUUUCGAAGAAUUUGUUGAAGAGUUCAAGAGGGCUGCGACAACACAGUUUGGUUCUGGUUGGGCGUGGCUUGUGUACAAAGCAAAUAGACUGGAUGUUGGAAAUGCAGUAAAUCCACGUCCAUCGGAUGAGGACAAGAAGCUUUUAGUGGUGAAGAGUCCUAAUGCUGUGAAUCCUCUAGUAUGGGAUUACUUUCCACUACUUACUGUUGACGUUUGGGAGCAUGCUUAUUACAUCGACUAUCAGAACCGGCGACCAGAUUAUUUAUCUAUCUUCAUGGAUAAGCUUGUUUCUUGGGAAGCUGUGAGUUCCAGGCUCAAAUCUGCUAAGGCUGAGGCCACGGAGAGGGAAAUAGAAGAACAGAGAAAGAGAAAGGAGGAAGAAGAGUAUGGAACAGCAAAUUCUGAAGCAGUAGAAAUGUAUUUGGAAAAUGAUGAUUCUGAGGCUGAUUGAUUUCUCUUCAAAGUAAUAGGGUUUUGAUUCAAUUUUGAUAUGAUAUUUGAGGCUUGUAUUAGCAAGCAUAUUAAAUAACUCUGAAUAUGGUUCCUGUUACUCAUCAUACAACGGGAAAAUUUCAGCGGCCUCUAAAUAUGCAAUGUGAAUCGAUUGGUUCUUUGCUUAUUUUUAACAGUUUCACUUUCUCGGUUGAGCAAUAA